GAUCCCAGUCCACCGUGGCAUGAUCGUUUGAAGCGAGUUCGUGGCCGAUUCAGUGUGGAAACGCGAAAACUGGAAAAACAGUUAAGUGAGCUCACCGAUGAAGAUGACUGGCUAAAAGAUCUUUUGAAGGACGAACUUGAAAAACGGAAGCGAAGGCAAGAAAUAUUUGAGGAAGUUGCUGCCGGCCACUGGCAAAUGUGGAAAAUUUUGCCAAGUGGGCAAGAAUUUGUUACUGGGUAA
Molecule: messenger RNA, 240 nt
Organism: Gongylonema pulchrum
Lineage: Eukaryota; Metazoa; Nematoda; Chromadorea; Rhabditida; Gongylonematidae
Source: the annotation of a GenBank genome assembly